CACAGACAGAAAAGGAAUAAGGAGUAAUCUUAUCACAACGCCUGAGCUCCAGUGAAUCUCUUCUGAAGAGGAUACUAACAAGGAAUUUGACUGAAAGCAACGACAGCGACAGGGAGAGGAAAAAGGCAACACAACUCAGCAGGUUUUUAAGUGGUGUGCACUAUAUUUGGAGAUGGAUUUCCAGCCGAACAUUAUUCGAGAAUCCAGUACGAUGGAGACGCUGGAGAAGCAACUGAUCUGCCCAAUUUGUCUCGAAAUGUUUGAAAAGCCAGUUGUGAUCCUGCCGUGCCAACACAAUCUGUGCAGAAAAUGUGCCAAUGAUGUAUUCCAGGCUGCUAAUCCAUAUUGGCAGGGUCGAGGUACCAUGAUUUCUGGCGGUAGGUUCAGGUGCCCAACCUGUCGACAUGAAGUUAUCCUGGACCGUCAUGGGGUAUAUGGACUGCAGAGGAACCUGCUGGUGGAGAACAUCAUUGAUAUCUACAAGGAGGAGGGCAUCAGCAAACCCUUGAAGAAAGGUAACCAGCCCAUGUGUGAAGAGCACGAAGAUGAAAAGAUCAACAUUUACUGCAUCUCUUGCCAAGUUCCCACCUGCUCAAUGUGCAAGGUCUUUGGAGCUCACAAGGACUGUGAGGUGGCCCCUCUACAGAAUGUAUUUCAACAGCAAAAGACAGAACUGACUGAUCGAAUCGCCAUGCUUAUGGCUGGCAAUGACAGGGUCCAGGUUAUUGUCGACCAGUUGGAAGAGACCUGCAAAAGCAUUGAGGAGAACAGCAGACACCAGAAGCACAAGCUCAUGGAACAGUUUGACAAGUUAUACACUAUUCUGGAGCAAAGGAAAGAUGAUAUGCUUCAAUCGAUUACAAAAGAACAAGAGGACAGAGUAACAUUCAUCAAGGAACUGAUCAGGCAACACAAAGAACAUCGAGAGACAUCUUCUAAACUAAUAGAAAAUGCAAUUCAAUUCAUGGAGGAACCUGGAAUUGCUACCUUUCUCGUGAAUGCAAAGAAACUCCUGGAAAAGAUCAUUGAUGCCUCCAGAACCUCCCAUAUACCAGAAUAUGAAGAUGGAUUUGAGAAUAUGGACCAAUUUUCAGUGGAUCUGGAAAUGGCAGAGGAAACCCUGAAAAAUAUAAGAUUUGGAAUAGAUGAAGAAGAGGUAGAGGAAGAGGUGGAGACUGAGGAAGAGGACGUAGUGGAAGAUCAAGCUGAUGGGCUGGUCAGUCCAAUGGAGUGCUUCCCGUUGUGGCUUAGCCAGAUAUCAACUCAUACAGGCUCGACCAGUAUACACCAGCAGUGAUGUUGCUGUUGUGAUGGUGACGUGGAAUGUCUCUUGUGAAUUCUUGGGAUUAACAUGCCCUGCAGAAUCACAGACAGCUGAGGAAGAAGUCAAACUUGUUCAACAAUUUUUUUUUUGUUCAUAAAAAUGUUUUGAAAAAAUAUCAAAAAAUGUUUUUAUAUGGUGCAAAAUUAAUGGUUUUGUACAUUUUAUAUCUUAUUUUUGUAUACAAUACAAUGGAGUGAUAAUUCAUUGUAUUUUUUUAAAACAUUGAGAUUUAGCAUUUAGCAUAGCUUAAGUCCACCAUCUGCAAUAUGUGUGCUAUUCCAUUAGAUUUUUAGUUGAAGCCCUACAUUGUAGCAAUCUCCAGUUUGUAAUGGGUAAAGGGCUGGAACCGAAAGCUUCCCUAAGUCACUGGUUCAUGGACUUCUAGGAUUGUAAGUACACUUUUCAAAUGGUUUCAGUCAUCACAGAUCCCUUCAUCCUAUCUAAAUUCUAACAAUAUAAACUUUUCAUUUUAGAUUUCUGAAAAUAAACUUCAUUAUAUCCCCAUUAAAGGAUUAUGUGACUUUUCUCUAGUUCUCAUCUAGAGCCCAGUUGCAUCACUGAUUGAAUUUGAUUGUGCUUCUAGGUCCUCUGGGCAAGGUUGACACAGUAGCUCCUUCAUAUCCUCCCCUGAGUCUCAGAUCCAAGAAUCCAUUCCUGGUCUCUCUGGUAUCUCUUACCUGCCCUGUUAAUCCUAUUACAGUGGGUGAGCUCUCAGAUGUGUCCCUCCAGCGGAUCCAAGGAAACCAAAAUAAUAACCAAUAGUGUACGCCUGACUUACAUCACCACAGCAAUGGAUCCCACUUACCUUCUUUCCCACAGUCCCUGAAAAGUCUUUAUGAAAUUCCUGGGACCCCAGGUUGAGAACCACAGCCCUCAGUAUCACUAAAUGAAAAGUGAAUGCAUUGUAGAUGGCAAAUGUAGAACAAAGAAAUAAGGAAAUAUUCAAUUAUCAGAAGAUCAUUAUAUUAAAAAAAAUGAAUUAUCACUGGAGACUUGAAAUGAGAAAUAGGAAAUGGUGCAAGUAAGCAGCAAGUCAAUCAUUAUAUUUAAGAUGAGAUUUUUAGUUGAAGCAGAUUCCUGAGUUGUCAGUUUAAAAGCUCUGUUAUGAUGGUCAUUUCAUUUUCAUGCCUGUAUGUUGUUUGAAAUUAUUCGACGUAAAUAAACUUAUCUCUACAUGA
This is a messenger RNA of Chiloscyllium plagiosum (whitespotted bambooshark), 2502 nucleotides long. Its product is annotated as E3 ubiquitin-protein ligase TRIM63-like. Gene Ontology annotation, cellular component: cytoplasm. Lineage: Eukaryota; Metazoa; Chordata; Chondrichthyes; Orectolobiformes; Hemiscylliidae. The record is from RefSeq and is a predicted model, not a curated record. Gene Ontology annotation, biological process: regulation of microtubule cytoskeleton organization. Gene Ontology annotation, molecular function: zinc ion binding.